This is a messenger RNA of Culex pipiens pallens (northern house mosquito), 9972 nucleotides long. RefSeq names its product alpha-protein kinase 1 (gene sstn). The record is from RefSeq and is a predicted model, not a curated record. Bases 1816 to 4548 code for a protein of 910 amino acids. Gene Ontology annotation, biological process: establishment of epithelial cell polarity. Lineage: Eukaryota; Metazoa; Arthropoda; Insecta; Diptera; Culicidae. The transcript has a single exon.
CUGCUGUUACUAACAGGUCGCUAUGUUAUGAUUCCAAGUCGAAUUGUGUAUGUGAAGGUGGUUCUUUGAGGUUUAAUUAAUAAUUUCUCUCAGCUUUUUUUUUUAUUUUUUCUUUAAAGCUUGACAAUUUUUUUUUUUCAAAUCAAAAGAACGCAUUAAAAAUGCCUUGAAAGAUGCACAAUAUAUUUGGCCAACCGUCCCCCGUUACGGUUUUGGCUCUUUAUUGGAACAAACCAAGUUGACGUCUUUCACACAUUCGCCUCAAAACACCCAAACAUUAGGUAGCCAAAGUGGUGCGCUCUCGCUUCCACCACCAGCAUAAGGUAUUCGAGCAUGGUUAAGAGAAAGAGCAAGAGAGAUAGAGAGCGAGAGAGCACACACCGCCACCACCAGAACCAUUCAUUUUCGAAUGAAUGACGUAGAUGGGUGUAUUUGUGAAAUCGUGACGAAACUAACAGGCAGCUCGCCAGGUUUUCGCGUAGCUGCGAUUUUUCCUCUAAUUUCGUUUAUUUUAAGUUAGUAUUUCGGUUCGGUACUAGUUAAGUUUUGUUCCUUAGUUCGUGGAGUUUAGUUUACACUAGUUGGUGUUUCGUUUCCGGCGCGUACAAGCGGCGAAAAUCGCCUGCGAAAAAAUCGUCGUGGGAUCCUCAGCAAACUGCUGCGUGAAGAAGAGAGUUGGGCCAAAGAAUUCAGGACACCCAGCGCAGACAGAGAGGCCCAUAUAAGGCAGGCAGAGUAAGCAGAGCAGAGCGACCGUCAACAUCAGCAGUGUGUGGAUAGAGAGGGCGACUGUGGAAAAAUGUUGGGCGUACGCCAGGGAUGGUGUGUUGGUGAGAAUGGAACUACAAAAUGAUGAUGGUAGCGGUUCAGCCCUUUGCCUGCUAAGGUGUAUUACAACGCUCGUAAAUGAUGACUUGUCGUGAUUACGACCCGAUGGGAAAAUGAAACAUCAAUGAUACACCUACUUUGACGUCGCGAAAACAACACAAAAAAGCACAACAUUCCACCGACGUGAGACUGGGGAGCUGCUGCUGGAGGAAUUUUUUGAAAAACAGUACGAUAAUUGUGUGCAGCGCCAACUGUGAUUCACCCAGCCACUUGGAAGUGGCUCAACGUUCUAGCCAGUCUGGAUUUAAUCAGCGUAUGGUGACAACAGCCGAUAUUCAUUAGUUCGCUGCUGCUGCUACGUCGAAAGGAAAGCGAGCUGAAUCAUUACACAGGCUAACCACAGCUGGGCGCAGCAGUGGAGGAUGGCCUUUUGACCUCGGUCAAUUUAGGAGUGAUAAGCUCUGCGCCAACGGCCAAAAGGAAAACGAAGCAACAGUUUGCAACUGUAGCGUAGCGUGUGUGGGGUAUAAUAAUAACAGAAACAAAAUGAGUAUGUGUGUGGAAAUAAUAAUACAAGGCUUAUCUAAUCUGGCAAAACAGUGAAUCGGUUGACUGCCAUCCGCCAGUCGGACCCACAGUUGGCCCAAGUGUUCAGAAGAAGAAACGUGCUGUCGCGUCCAUGUGUAAAUGUACUUGAACAAAGGCUUUCUAGUUCGGUUGGAACGUCGUGUGCGAGUACAAUAUGUGGUUGUGGUUCGCUUCGAGCUGUUAUGAGAAGUGAGAGCGCGAAUUGCAUUAAUUAUAAUCAGUAAAACCUCAAUGGAAGGUCUUUUCUUGUGUGGCGGCGGCGACGGCAGCAGCAGACUGACAGUCGAUCAAUGACGGUGAUGAUUCAUGAGGGCGAUCACAGCAUAGCGCACUUGUAGAAGCACUACCGUACUGGUAUAUAGGAGAAAGGCAAAUCUAGGAUCGAGAUCGAAAGGAAACAUGGGUGAUGCUAAGGUGAAGCAACCCUACUUUGGAACUCCGCCUCAUCAACAGGCGACUACAUCGAAGGCCGGCUUAGUGGUAUCACCAACCACCAUGAUUGAUACGCUGAAACCCAGUGGGAAGGACGAUGCAGCUUCCAAAAGUCCUACGAAAUAUGAACUCCUCAAGGCGCGCAAAGCCGAGCUCGAGAAACGACUCAACGAGAAGUAUGCGCAACUACAGCAAAUCAAGCGAGAAGAGGCUCAGCUUAUUGGCAUGUAUCCGAGCGAUUUCAGUUCCGGUGUUGGAAGUCAAGAUCAGAACGGAGCGGCACCGACGUUGAGGCGGAAGAUUGGUACAAGCUUUAAACUACCGGAGAACCUUUUGAACAACAAAGAAGACGACAUUAACAAGCUGUUGCUGGAAAAGCAAAUCCAGCAGCAGAUAUCGGAAGCUUCGUUGAGGUUUGCUAACGAUACGUCGCAGCCAAAAUCGGUACGAAGGACACACAAGCAAAACUAUGAAUCUGCUCAGCAAAAGUUGCUGGCUAUGAAUCAAAACUUGAGUCUUUUGAAAAAGCGCCAACAACAGCAAGCCGAACAGCAGAAACCUCCGCCUGCAACCAGAGAUGACAUCGACCUCCACAAAAACAGUAAUGCGAAUCGUUUCCGGUCAAACAGCAACAGUAUGAUGCUAAACAUGUCGGAACGACGGAAUUCGAUCAAAUCGAACAAUUCCUCGAAUCACUCCAGUAACCUUAUCGCACCGGGUGGACCAAUGCAGAAGCAGCAACAGCUGCUUGUACAAAUCCCACCUCAACAUUCGGCUCACUACCAUUCACAGCAGAUCUCACCGUACUCCAUACAUUCGGGAACCCUCUCGGUAAUGCCAUCCGGUUCGCAGAGUAUGACUCCUGCAGCAUCGGCCGCGAUGGUGUCCCAGCUGAGCAUGCUACGGCAUCGAUCUCGAUGUGACAGCUUCAGCGGUAUCAUGAGCUACGAUCUUUCCGGAGCAGCGAUUGAUCCCGCAAAAAUGUCUCCUGUCAGUAGCAACAGCAGUCAUCAUCACCAUCAGCACCCGCAUCAACACUAUCAACCGCAGCAACAACCGCAACCUCAAAGUGGAGCUAAUCGCUUGAACAAGUUGAUGCAGCAACAGCAGAUGCAGAGCUACAGCCCUCCGCCGGGACAUCACCAGCAUGGAAGCAGUCCCGGAUACGUACUAUCGCCCCCGGCAAGUGCUUCGUCAAACACCGUUGGACAAGCGUUCGUAUAUGAUACGAAAAUGAUUUCACGAUUCCAAGCUCCUCCUCCUCCUCCGGCUCCUGCAUCAACUGGCCAAGGUGUCCAGAACGAUCAGGGUUAUGGAUCCAGCAUACCUCCGAAUAGCAAUAGCUACGAUUCCCAGCAAGAAAUGAUGACGUCCGGUCUUGGUGGCUACUGGAUGAUGCUUGAAACGGGAGAAAAGGUUUGGUGUUCGGUGGAUUCACGAUUCUCCAGUUUAGAUCGGAAGCAGGGUGGUGGCAGCAUGAAGAUAUCUCGUUCCAAGCUUAGCCAGUAUCCCCACGCAGCUCCUAUCAAGAGCAAUUCGAUGGGAAACUUUGAUUUUAUCAACAAACAGCAACAGCAGCAGCUGGAAGACUCGAUACAACCCGACGCAAUAUCGGUUACUUCAGCUUCCAGUGAGAACAAGAAACGGGAAAAGGUCUGGAGAGAAACAUCGUUAGACAGUCCGGUUGUGAAGCACAGGACGGUUCCAUCUCCAUCCCCUGGGAUGAUGUCGAAUCCACCUCCGCUUCCGGCGUAUCCUCAACCUCCACCACCACCUCCUUCUUCACAACAUGUGCAGCAACAAGCUCACCUACAAACUCCUCUACACGUCAAUACCAGUCACAAUUACGGUGUAUCGCCAUCGUCACCCCUCCUCUUAUCACCUCAACAAAUGCGAUACUACCAUCAGCGACAAGAACAACAACGUCAAAGAAUUAAACAACUAGAAGAACAGAAGCAACAUGCUUACAUGCUCGAACAGCAGCAACAACAACAUCAGCGGCUCUUACAGCAGAAGCAUCUUCGUUCUCCGCCACAAUUGCCAAAGCAUCAGCACAACAACUACAGUCAACAGUCGCAACCGGCAAGCCAGCAACAUUUGGACCUGCUGCCUCAAUCUCCUCGGUUCUACGACCACGAGAACCACAAUCUACCACCGCACUACUACCAAUCCCAGGAACAUCCGUCGCAGAACAACCUCUCCGCACGGCAUCCCGAUCUCCUCAUAUCGCCCACACUCUCAGCGUCCUCAUCCAACACGUUAACGUCGCCAACGUUACGGCCAUAUUCAUCCGUUUCCCCAACCCCCUCGACCAUCACCACGACCUCGACGGCAGCGAUCAUCCACGCGACGCCGGACAUCCAAACGGAAUCACCCAAAAACGUAACCAUUGUGCAGCAGGGUAAAAUCAUGCCGUACAAGGAAGUUACCAAGCCCUUUGAGAUGUCCGACUUUUACAAGUACUCUACCAAGUUUAAAGAGAAGAAGCAACAGCAGCAGCAGCAGCAGCACCACCAGCAGGGUCAGCAUCACCAGAUGCACCAGCACCAGUUUCAUCACCCGCAACAACAACAGCAACAACAACUGGCUGAUCAGCUGAGUCCCAACGGGAACAGCAUGGGUCCCAACGGAGAGCUGAUGCAGCGAGCGGUCUAUCAGCCACCCAAUCCUUCCAUUUGUAGGCCCAUCAACUACAACUGAGUGUGUUUGGUGGGUGAGAUCGGAUAGUCAGCGUAGAUUUUCUCGUGGAAAAUGGACACGUUAGACUAGGAUUUUGAACUUUUUAGUAAGACAUUCCACCAUUAUCAUCAUCUUGAUCACUUGAUCGUACUUUCUUCCUCCUACGCUCAUACUAGAGCGAAAAAAUACUCUGAAAUUCUGAUCAAAGCUUAAAACAUGUGUGUUAAAACCAUUUUACUCCGAGUUUCAAACCGGAGCGCAUUGGAUGAGAGUCUAACCCUUUACCACUGCGCUGCGCGAUCUUGUUGGUAGCGGAGAGGCAGAACGCAAUCACCGUUGUACUCUGUAAGGUUGGCGAACGAAGUUUAUCAUUGCUUUGCAGUAUAGCUGUCAACGGAUGUCAGUAGUUUUGCCAUCACUGAAUAGAAGUGGAGUUUAGUUUGAGUGUAUUUUUUUUUCCUUUUUUGGUAAUGACUUAACAUUUUCAAGAAACAGAAUCAAACAUUUGUCACAAGUUGUUAAAGAUUGGCACUCUGUUUUUUUCAUGUUUACUAUUUUUUUAAUUUCAAGACUUUCACUGUCUUUCACCGACCACAAGUACAUAAACACAAACAAGGUUUAUUGAAAAAUACUGUAGAAUAAAUAUCAAUCAAAACAUAUGUGCGUGAAAGUGUAUGCUAAUUAAUACUGGUAGUCUGCGCAGCUAAAGCGAUACUGAUGUGUUGUGUAUUAAACAACUUUGCAUGAAUAAACAGAGUCAUUAAAAAGAGCAAAGAAUGCGCCCAACAACACACCCAAGCGAGCGAAGAAGAGGAGUCGUUGAUGAUAAAGCAGAAAAACUGAUCACGGAUGAUGAUAAUGAUGGUCGAUGUCGAUGAUGAUACGUACUGCUGGUGGAAUGAUUCUCACUUGCGUUUGCGAAGAGCAGCAGCAGCAGCAACAACAGUUCGUUAUGGGUGUACCCCAUUUGGCAUAAUGGACAUUUGGCAUAACGGGUUUUCAAGAUGGACGUUUGGCAUAAUGGACGUUUGGCAUAAUUGGUCCAAGACAUCAGGGACGUUUGGCAUAAUGGACAUUUGGCAUAAUGGACGUUUGGCAUAAUUCGUUCAAAAACCAUCAAGGACGUUUGGCAUAAUGGACGUUUGGCAUAAUUAUUACUAGCUUGUUUUUUUUUUGUUAAGUAUUUGUCAUUUUCACGAACGAAAAUGUAUAUUUUUUACCUUUUUAUAUUACUUUAAAAGAUUAUCAUUUUUUCUAUAAAAAAUUAGGUAUCUCUAUAUUUUUUCCCCAAUAGUCAAUUCUUUCCUUUUUGAAUAAUUCACAAUAAAUCUUUUCAAUGAAAUUUUGAUAUUUUUAUUAAAAAAUUAAUAUAAAGAAGAAAAUAUCUCUUGUUUGCUUAAGAUUUUUCCCCUUUCAAUAUAAUUAGCAGUAAUUUUUAAAUGAAAUUUUCCCUUUUAUAUGAAAUUCAUGAUGAGAAAAACCACUUCAAAUUUUCGACAAUUGAGCUUUUAUAAUGCAAUUUUCCCUUCUUUUGAUCAAAAUUUUACUUGAAGAAGGAAAUCUCUAAAUAAAUUCACAUUUUUCCCUUCUUUUUCGAAUUUAAUCUAAAGAAACCCCAGAACUGGGCAGCACUCAUCCGACACGAGACUAGCGGAAAGAUUCACAGACACAGAGAACACAGUUCUAGAUGACCGAGAGAAUUAUGCCCUCGAGUCCAUUUUCAAGAAAAAGUUCAUCCUUCAAAACAAAAAGUGUUCUCUACGGGAACUGAACCAGAGACCUUUAAUAGACUAACUCAAUGACUAAACUGCCUUGGCCACAGCAGCUUGGUGACACAAGAGUAGUCAGAUUUCGAUGUAUGACUCUUGUUGCAGAUUUACUGUUUCAAUUAAUUAAUUAAAUUAAUUGUUUUGCAGGUGUGAGUUGGUACCAUUAUUCUAUCGAGUUUAGCAUUGAGCUCUCUAUAAAUUUUGAUGGAAUUAUACUCUCGAUCCUGUAUUUUGGGUGAAUGGAUGUCGAUGUUGCUUUUCUUUAAAUAUUUUGCAAUUAAGUUUUUUUAUUCAAUUUUCCCAUCAUUUUUUUAUAUUUAACUUGAAGAAGGGAAAUUCUCUUAUAGAUGUUGUCUUUAAACAUUUAUAUAAUUUAUGCACAUUUUUUCUCUGUUGGUUUAAUUUUUGCAAUAAAGAUGUUUAUGGAAUUUUCCCUUCUUUUAUUUAUUCAAUACUAAUCUUAAAGAAGGGACAACUGCCCAAAAAAAUAAAUAAAUGCUGAAUAAAUGUUAUUUUUAAGAGCGGUAGGUGAAAAACAUAAAAAUUUUGCGAUAGUCAAACAUUUAAAGAGUGUCAAAAUGUGAAUCUUUAAAUUUACUUUUCCUUCCAUAAGUUGAAUUUUAUAUAAAUAAAUAUAAAUGUUAUAAAAAAUUUCAUAAUCGAAGUUAAUUGUCAAAUAUUCAAAAAGUAUUGUUUUUAGAGAUUUUCCCUUCUAAAAGUUGAAUUUAAAAUAAAAGAAGGGAAAAUUUCAUAACUCAUUUGUCAAAUAUUUAAAGAAAGAAAAAAUGUACAUCCCUUAUUAAGGAUGAAUAUUAAAGAAGAAAAAAUUGCAUAAAAACAAUGAUUGCAAAAUUUUGAAAAAAACAAACUGCACAUUUUUGAGAGAUUUCACCUUAUUUUAGCUUUAAAAUGAAAGAAGAGCAAAUUGCUUUAAAAAAAUUAAAUGCAUUUCGUUAAAGAAGAGCAAAAUGUACAUAAAUUCUUUAGUUUGAAUUUGAAAAAGGAGGGAAAAGGGUAAACAGUAUAAAAUCUUUAUUGCUAAAUUUCAAAGACUGGCAAAACUUACAUCACUUUGUUAGGUUGAAUUUAAAAUAAAAGAAGGAAUAAUUGAAUACAAAAAAUUAGCUGCAAAAUAUUUCAAAAGAAGACAAAUCUCAAUAUUAUAUAUUUAUGAAAAAAAUGCAUUUUAUAUUUAUGAAAAAUUGCAUUUUCAAGCUUUAUUAAGAAAAAAAAGGAAAAAAAUACAUCUAUUGGGAGAAAAUGACAAAGAUACUAGAUUUCUUGAAAACAAAAAUCAUUUUUAAAGUAAAGUUAUCUGCUUAGAAAAAAGGAAAAAAAAUAUUGCGCAAUUCUCACUAACUUGGACUUCGCACUAAAUUAUUGCUAUCGAUCGCACUAUUGCGACUUGUCAAACUGGCUUGGGAAAUUAUAAUUUUCUCAAAAAAUGAUCAAAGCGAGCCGAUGUUGCUCACCUGUCAAUCGCAAUUUUAAAGUGCGAAUGGCCAGUUUGGUGGAAACAGCGAUUAGAAAUGUAAAUAAACAACUGCUGGUUGCCUAGUUUUAGGAAAUUUUGUUGUCAAAAGUGCGAGAGAAAAGUGCGGGCCAAAUCCAAGUUACAGUGCAAGGAUCAAUAGCUAGCAAAAAUUAUGCCAAACGUCCAUUAUGCCAAACGUCCUUGAUGGGUUUUGAACGAAUUAUGCCAAACGUCCAUUAUGCCAAAUGUCCAUUAUGCCAAACGUCCCUGAUGUCUUGGACCAAUUAUGCCAAACGUCCAUUAUGCCAAACGUCCAUCUUGAAAACCCGUUAUGCCAAAUGUCCAUUAUGCCAAAUGGGGUACACCCGUUCGUUAUAAAGCCCCACUCUGGUGUAAUGCAAGCUUAAAGAGAUUGCAGGUAAACAAAAUUGUUUAUGUUUAACAUAAAAGAAGAGAUAAAGAGAAUAAAAAAACGUUAUUACAGUUACGGUGCCUUCGUUGUGAAAGAGAGAGAGAUAGUUCGAUUUCGAGCUAUAAAAGCAGAUAAACAAAUACAAAUUGUUGUGUAAACAGUAGGAUGUAACAAAAAUGACUUUUUGGCGGGCAUUCAAGGGUUUGUUCCGGUGGGCAUACUAAGCCCAAAUCCAAAAUAUGAGCUUGAUUGGACGUAACAGGAGCUGGCGCUCCGCCCUUCAAUUUUAAAUGGGAUUUAACCCGUAAAAAAAGAUUUUUUCAAAAAUGUCACUUUUUGAGGCAUUUUGGCCACUGAAGCGUUUAUUUUCAACAUCUUUGGCGUUUAGGCUAGAUCCUUGCGCAUCUUUUGGUAUAUAUAACAUUGAAAUUUAGAGCACCCUGGAGCUCGGUACAGACCUUCAAAGUUUGGCAUUUUUUCGAAAAAUCGGUCCCGGCAAAAAAGAUAUGCGUCGCGGCUCGCGACGCCCUAGACGCCAUUUGAUUUUGCCGGGGCCGAUUUUUCGAAAAAAUGCCAAACUUUGAAGGUCUGUACCGAGCUUCAGGGUGCUCCAAAUUUCAAUGUUAUAUAUACCAAAAGAUGCGCAAGGAUCUGGCCUAAACGCCAAUGAUGUUGAAAAUAAACGCUUCAGUAGCCAAAAUGCCUCAAAAAGUGACAUUUUUCAAAAAAUCUUUUUUUUGCGGGUUAAAUCCCAUUUAAAAUUGAAGGGCGGAGCGCCAGCUCUUGUUACGUCCAAUCAAGCUCAUAUUUUGGAUUUGGGCUUAGUAUGCCCACCGGAACAAACCCUUGAAUGCCCGCCAAAAAGUCUUUUUUGUUACACUCUAGUAAACAGUGUAAUGCUUGAAUAGGAAUGAUCUUAACCCGAAAAAAAAAACAAAAUGGUUACAAGACAUUUUAGUGAUAUUUUUGAAUACACAUAGACAAAUUACGUACGGUAAAAUUUGCAAACCCUUCCAACAGAACACUUACAGAUUUUUUUUCUGACAGAGUUUGUCGAGAAUAAUAAGACUUAAUCACGUAGCAGCUGGAAUAGCAAGUAUGAUCAAAUGCAUUUAAUUAAAAAAAGAAAAUCGAACAAGCGAAACCAACCAACUCCUAUGAACUGUAGAAUCAACAAGACUGUUAGCUCACACGAUGUAAUUGAGGAUUCCGAUUUCGAGCUUUUUUGUCGAAAGGAACCGCCUUAGGCUAAAGGUUACACACACACAACGGUUACUAUGCGUGCAUAUUCCUGUUUGAGGCCUUUAUAUAAAUAGUUUAACAAAUAGUGAUGUAUGGUAAAGCCUUCGGAACACGCAAUGCAAAUUGGCGAUCAAGUAAAUGAAUCAAAAAGUACCUUGAUAAAUUGUAGAUUGUUAGCUUGUAGGAACUGCUUAGUGUAGCAUUUAUAAUUAAAACUUUUUCAAAUCUGCCAGGAUACGAAAAACUUGUAAAACACGAUUUAUUUCUAUGAAGCAAUGAACAAAACGAAAAAAAAAACAAAAGAGAAGAAAACAAAAGGAUCACAUCAAAUUUGCUGAAUUUCGUUUUUUUACGUUUGUACUUUAAGAUGUAAUAACUAGUUGUAAAUACAUUAUAUACUCUGUACUGGUUAAUUCGUUUUAAGAAACUUUCAAGAAGUAGAAGAAAAAACACAGGGAAAGUUUUUUUUAUAUCCACUUUAUAUAUCGCCUUUUGUAAGUGAGUCGGUUUAGAACAAAUAAAAGUAAAUAUUUGAAUAAAACAAAAAA